AGCACGCACAGAGGCAACACAGGCCACGCCCCCAGCGCCAUGACUUUAAAUAGCAGCCUUCACCUCCCACAGCACCACCACUGCGGAAAAACUGCAGCAUCCGCUCAACGAGAAGCAUUCCAGCCCUUCAACUCACACCAAAACGAUGGCCACCAAAGAAAAACUGAUCAGCCAUGUGCUGAAGGAUAAGUCCGUGGGCAGCAGGAACAAGGUGACGGUGGUCGGUGUCGGCAUGGUGGGCAUGGCCACCGCCAUGAGCGUACUGCUCAAGGAUUUGUGUGACGAGCUGGCACUGGUGGACGUUAUGGAGGACAAGCUGAAGGGUGAAGUCAUGGACUUGCAGCAUGGCUCCUUCUUCCUUAAAACACACAAGAUUGUGGGAGACAAAGACUACAGCGUGACAGCCAACUCCCGGGUGGUGGUGGUGACUGCUGGCGCUCGUCAGCAGGAAGGAGAGAGUCGUCUUAAUCUGGUGCAGCGCAAUGUCAACAUCUUCAAAUUUAUCAUCCCAAACAUUGUCAAGUACAGCCCCAACUGCAUCUUGAUGAUUGUCUCUAACCCAGUGGACAUCUUGACCUAUGUGGCCUGGAAGCUGAGCGGCUUUCCACGCCACCGAAUUAUUGGCUCAGGCACCAACCUUGACACAGCCCGUUUCCGCCACCUAAUGGGAGAGAGGCUCCACCUUCACCCUUCCAGCUGCCACGGUUGGAUCAUUGGAGAGCACGGAGACUCCAGUGUGGCCGUGUGGAGCGGCGUGAAUGUGGCUGGCGUUAGUCUUCAAGGCAUCAACCCUAGCAUUGGGGUUGAUGGAGAUGGUGACGACUGGAAGAGCGUGCAUAAGCAAGUCGUUGAUGGGGCUUAUGAGGUGAUCAAGCUGAAGGGUUACACUUCAUGGGCCAUUGGGAUGUCUGUGGCUGAUCUGGUGGCAAGCAUCACCAAGAACAUGCACAAGGUGCACCCCGUGUCAACACUUGUCCAGGGCAUGUACGGCGUGAAGGAAGAGGUCUUCCUGAGCGUGCCUUCCGUCCUCGGCAACACCGGCCUUACAGACGUCAUCAACAUGAACCUGAAGCCUGAGGAGAAGAAGCAGUUGGAAAAGAGCGCCGAGACACUGUGGGCCGUUCAGAAGGAGCUUGUUCUGUAAAGCACCGAUGGAGCGCCUUGUUGCUACACUCCCACCUGAAGCUGCAUCCCACCAGAAGACACUGCAAUGCAUUAUUCAUCCUGCCGUCUAUUCCCCCGUUCACACUUGUAGUGUCAUUAGUUCAACACGUGCAAAGUUACUGUCAGUUUUGUGACUGCAUAGACAAAAAUAUUUAGCCUUGAAAGUCAACCUGCUAUGGAGAUAUUGAGCGUCUAUGUUCUGUGUGCACUGGUAUGCUUCUUCCAUACACUCCUUGUGUGCGUUGUGUGUACCAUGUCUACUGUGUGAGUACUGUAUCCUUUUGGUCAUCUUAUUGUUUUUUUGGUUUUUUUUAAGAGAUGGAGACAUUCCAUUCUAUGUGGGAGGGAUUUCCUGUCCGGCUGAGGUUGUUAUAACCUCCCUGUAGUUACUAUGGCCUUUUCAAAUACAUAUGACCAUAAGUGCACCGACAGAGGAAAGCAAGAGAUUAUGAGAUUACACAUGAGAUCAUUCAAAUUAUAUUUUUAAAAACAUUAUUUUAGAUGUGCUGUUUAUAACCUCCUAAAGACAAUUGUAUUUUUUUUCUCUCCAUGCAGCGCUAAAAUAUAAUAAAAAAAUGUAACGGUAAUACUUUAUUACAGAAGAUACAUAUUUAUUAUUACUCAGUAUUAUUUAUCAGUAAGUUGACUGUCUGAAACACUGUACUUGGACAUGUUUUAUGUACUGUAGCACUCAAUAAAGCCAGGAUACCUAAA
Molecule: messenger RNA, 1878 nt
Organism: Nerophis lumbriciformis (worm pipefish)
Lineage: Eukaryota; Metazoa; Chordata; Actinopteri; Syngnathiformes; Syngnathidae
Gene: ldha
Product: lactate dehydrogenase A4
Biological process (GO): lactate metabolic process; pyruvate metabolic process
Cellular component (GO): cytoplasm
Molecular function (GO): L-lactate dehydrogenase (NAD+) activity
Source: RefSeq, a predicted model, not a curated record